Messenger RNA from Quercus lobata, 6927 nucleotides. RefSeq names its product putative disease resistance protein RGA3. Bases 161 to 3598 code for a protein of 1145 amino acids. Gene Ontology annotation, molecular function: ADP binding. The transcript is spliced from 19 exons. The record is from RefSeq and is a predicted model, not a curated record. NCBI's taxonomy places the organism in Eukaryota, Viridiplantae, Streptophyta, Magnoliopsida, Fagales, Fagaceae.
ACUAAAGACAUUCGUCUUCAUUAACUCAGUCCUCUUUCACAGCAACAUUACAUUACUUUCACUCACACUUCAUCACUACAAGCCAAUCCUCUCUUAGCUUUCCUCUCUCUCUCUCUCUCUCUCUCUCUCUCACAGCAUUCCCUUCAGCCACUAAGAAGAAAUGGCCGAAGCAAUCCUCUUUGGUCUUGCUCAGAAAAUGAUUGAAAAUCUGGGCUCUCAGACUUUCCAAGAGUUUGGAUCACUCUGGGGUGUCGAAGGUGAGCUUGAAAAACUCAAGGACACUGUUUCCACAAUCCAAGCUGUACUUCAGGAUGCAGCGGAGCAGCAAAGUCAUAACCAUCAAGUCAAGCACUGGCUCGAAAAGCUCAACGAUGCAGUUUAUGACGCAGAUGACCUGUUGAGUGAGUUCUCAACUGAAGCUACAAGGCGAAGCAUGGUGAGUAAGAAUAAAGUUGCAAAAGAGGUACGCACUUGCUUUUCAUGUUCAAACCCACUUGCUUUUCGUUAUAAGAUGAGUCGUAAAAUAAAGGCAAUGAGGCAAAAACUAAAUGCGGUAGCAGAAAACAGGAAAAACUUUCACCUGAAAGAAUUCCAUGGAGAGACAAAUGUUGUGAGAAGGAAGAGGGAUCCAACUCACUCAUUUGUACGUGAAGAAAAAGUUAUUGGGAGGGAAGAUGAUAGAAAGGCUAUCAUAGGCCUAUUAUUUGACUCUAAUGUAGAAGAGAAUGUUUCGGUCAUUCCCAUUGUGGGGAUCGGGGGCUUAGGGAAGACAACACUUGCUCAAUAUGUGUAUAAUGAUGAGAAAGUCCAAAAUUAUUUUGAGUUAAAAAUGUGGGUAUGCAUUUCCGAUGUCUUUGAGUUGAAAAUAAUUAUUGAAAAGAUAACAGGUAAUGCACCUGGAAAUCUGGAAAUGGAUGAAUUGCAAAGGCAACUUCGUCAAAAAAUUGAUCAAAAAAAAUACUUACUAGUAUUGGAUGAUGUAUGGAAUGAAGACCGUGGAAAAUGGCUAAACUUGAUAGAUAUUUUAAUGGGUGGUUCAAAAGGAAGUAAGAUUAUAAUAACCACUCGUAGUAGAUUGGUUGCAAGGAUUACAAACACAGUUUCACCAUAUAUUCUUAAAGGUCUCUCCGAAGAUCGGUCAUGGUUUUUAUUUGAGCAAGUGGCAUUUAGUAAAGGGCAAGUGACCAAUAAUCCUACAUUAGUUACAAUUGGAAGGGAGAUUGUAAAAAUAUGUCAAGGGGUACCCCUUGCCAUAAUGUCCAUAGGACAUGUGUUAUAUUGUAAGGAAACAGAAUCUGAAUGGUUACUCGUGAAGAAUAAUUUACUAGCAAAUUUAAUUGAAGGAAAUGAGAUUUUUCCAAUUUUAAAGUUGAGUUAUGAUAAUCUCCCAUCACAUUUAAAGAGUUGUUUUGCUUAUUGCUCUUUGUUUCCCAAAGAUUAUGAGAUGGAUAAGGAAACAGUGAUACAACUAUGGAUAGCACAAGGGUUUGUCCAAUCAUCAAACAGAAAUCAACAAUUAGAGGAUGUUGGUGAUGAGUAUUUCAAGGAUUUACUUUGGAGGUCAUUCUUUGAGGAAAUAAAUGAAUAUGGAGACCUAAAAUACAAGAUGCAUGAUUUAAUUCAUGAUCUUGCGGAAGCUGUUGCAGGCGAGGAGUGCAAGCUUGUUAGUUUUGAUGGCAAAGAUAUUAAUGAAAAAAAUCGUCAUGUAUCAUGUCCAUUUUAUAUUAACCCAUCUUUUACGGAAACUUUAAGCUUGUUGGUUAAAGCAAUCAAGGUACGUACAUUUCUUCUGACAUGUAGUCGGAGGUACUCCGGUGCCUUGGAGGAGUCAAUGUUGAAUACAAUUAUUUUGAGUUUCAAGAGCUUGUGUGCAUUAGAUUUACAUGCAUUGAAGAUUACAUCAAUACCAAAUUCUAUAGGGAAGUUAAUACAUCUAAAGUAUCUUGAUGUUUCUUUUAAUAAGGAUAUUGAAACUCUCCCUGACUCAAUUACUACAUUGUUGAAUUUGCAAGUACUAAAACUUUAUGACUGUAAAGGUCUUAAAGAAUUACCCAAAAACUUUAGAAACUUGGUUAACCUCAAACAUCUUUAUAAUCAUGGUUGUGAUAAUUUGAGUCAUAUGCCAUGUGGAUUAGGGCAAAUGACUUCACUUCAAACAUUACCAAUAUUCAUUGUGAGCACCUCCUCCGACAUUGGUGGAUUAGGCGAAUUGAAGGACCUAAAAAACCUGCGAGGAACAUUAGAGAUCUCACAUUUGGAAAGGUUGGAAGAAACUAACUCAGAAUCCAUUGUUGUGAAUUUAAGGGAGAAGCAACAUCUUGAAAAAUUGAUAUUAAAAUGGUAUCAUCAAGAUCAAGUAGGUAAUAAUGAAGAUGUGAAGUUAUUAGAAGACCUCCAGCCACACGAAAAUCUCAAAUAUUUGGAAGUGUAUCAGUAUAAGGGUGUGAAAUUUUCAAGUUGGAUCUCUUCUCUCAUAAAUCUUGUUGAUUUAAGUAUAGAGAGUUGUAAGAGAUGCCGAUAUCUGCCACCAUUGUCUCAUCUCCCCUCUUUAAAAUCUCUAAGCCUUGAUACGAUGAAUGAUUUGGAGUACAUAUCCGAUAAAGAUAUGAGUAAAGAGGUGCCUGCUUCAUCCACAACAUUAUCAACAACGUUCUUCCCAUCUCUAAAGUCACUCACAAUAAUUGCAUGUCCUAAUUUGAAGGGAUGGUGGGGGAGAACAGAUCAUCAACAAGAUCAGUCUCACAACUCACUGCCUUUAUUUCCUCUUCUUUCUUCUUUGUGGAUUAGUAAUUGCCCUGAAAUGACUUCCAUGCCCCUGUUUCCCAAUCUCGAAGAAUCUCUAUAUUUAGAGAAUGUCAGUUUGAAGCCUUUGCAAGAGACAAUGUCAGUUUCCUCCUCUUCAUUAUCCUCUUCUUCUCCUCUCUCCAAAUUAAAUGAGAUGCAAUUGGAUUCUAUAGAAGAUAUAGAGUCUCUUCCGGCUGAGUGGGCACUACAUUCUCUCAAACAACUAUAUAUUCAGAAUUGCCCUAGACUAACAUCUAUGUCUGGAGCGGUGCGUAAUCUCACCUCCCUCUGUUCGCUAUCAAUUGUCAAUUGCGAGGAGUUCGAUCCAUUCAGAGACAUGCAUGAUGAUGGCAUGGAAUGGCGAUGCCUCAUUUGUCUCCGUGAUUUACGUUUCGAAGGUAUUCCGAAACUGAAGUCUCUCCCUGUGGGUCUUCAAUGUAUUUCCACCCUAAAAGAGCUCAUCAUUUCAAACUGUCCAAAUUUAAUGACUUUGCCGGAACUCACCUCACUUGAAUCUCUUUGGAUUCAGGGAUGCGAGCCUAAUCUGACAUCACUUCUUGAGAUUAGUUGUCUCACUUCUUUACGGUGGCUGGCAAUUUCAGACUUUCCCAAUUUGAUUACUUUCCCCGAAUCAAUUAGGAAUCCAAUCUCACUUGAAAGCCUUACCAUUUGGAGAUGUCCCAAUCUCACAACACUACCCGAUGAUGGUUUUCUCAAGUCUUUACGAAAACUGCAUAUAUGUCCUCAGUUAGCUGAAAAAUACAAAAAUAAAAUCGAAAAGGAUUUCCCUAAUUUGGAAAUCAGAGGGUUAUGAGACCACAGCAGCAAACGGCUCUACAUCGUCAUCGUCAACGGCCACUCCCCUCGUUCACUUGAAUGAAUCAGAAUGAAAGGAGGUGUAUGUAUCUGGGCAUAUUCAGAACCAUAUGAAAAAGUGCAACAAGUCAACAGCUAAGGCGAAGUAUACUCGGGAAGGCAGUACUCAAUUUCAAGCCCUUAACUUCUUUAAAAAAGCUACACUCUCUUGUUGUUUGAUGGUCAGGGUAAGCAUUGGGAACCCCAAUUUCUUUCUUCGGAGCCGUUUCUUUUCCUGUCCCCUGCCCUGGCAUGGUGCUUUGCUUCCGGUUCUUCGGAAAAAACAACUGACUUCCACACUUGUCAUAUAUUCCAUACAUCACACUAAAUAGAUUGAAGUCUGGCACUUGUUGAUAUUUUGAUAACAUCUGGUGGGAGAUCAUUAUUUGACAACCACCAUCUAGGAAGCGGUUUUAUAUUCAGGCAGAAAUUAGAGGGAAAUGGUCCAAGACUGCUUGAAUCCUUAAUUGAAUGUAUUUUAGAAGGAUGUUCUGGUCCACUAUUACUACAGUAUGUGGAAUAUAAAAACAGACCAGAAUUUGUGAUCUCCAAAGCGAGUCGAUACUCCAAUUAUGUAGUUUGGCAUGGAUAAAGAUCACAACUAAGUGUUAACAGAAGGGUUGUUCCAUUUCAAGAAUGGCUUCAUUAUGCUCGCAGCUGAUUCCUUGGAUAUUUGACAACUUUUUAAUGAAGCUAUUGAAAAUUUUCAACCUAAACAGGAACUUUGAAUUUGGAAACAGACAGUUUUUAGUGAAUUUACAGCAACUACAAGAAGAUAAAUAGGUUGAAUCAGAUGAAGACUGUACCUUGGUGUUAGCAACAAGAUUACUGCCUAUCUUCAGUUAAAGUUCAAUUUCAGGGUGACUGGUUCUUAGACUUUUCAGCCACCCUUUGUGAAACCUAAGCUGAUUGCAAACAUUUAUCUUAGUGUAAUUGUUUCAAUAACAAAACAAGCUUGUGAUGAAUUUUUUUUUUUUUUUAAUGCUUUUCAAAUUGGAACCCUUUUACCAAUAUACAUAACUGUACUUUAAAGCAUCCAUAUGAACUUAAUUAUAAGAACUAUCUUGAGAAAUAUUUUAUAGGGAUUAAACAUCUAGAAUAGGCCAAUUAUCAAGAAGAAUCAGAUAAUCUGAAGAAAUUUCUGUGGAAAUCUGAUGAUGGGAUGUAUUGCUUGGAUAGUUUCAGGAUUUGAGAAGCUGAUGCAGCUAAGUUCUUGAGGCUGGAGAUGGAGUAUUUGAGGUACGUCCUACCUUGGCCGACACUCAUCUAGGAGGUGAUGAUUUCAACAAGGGAAUAAACUUUAAGAAAGAUGAAGGCAUAGAUCUUUUGAAUGACAGGCAAGCUCUACAACGUCUCAUAGAGACUGCUGAGAAAGCGAAGAUGGAGCUGUCAUCUCUGACUCAAACCAAUAAUAUUAGGUAUGUGGCUGUUUCUAUGCCUUCUUUCUUUAAGUUGAUCUCUCUCUCUUUGCCAUAAUCACAGAGAAAAACGUUUGCUUUUCCACUUUACCUUUCGUUAUCGCCAUUCGAAUGGCCCAAAACACAUUGACACCACGCUGACUAGUGUCAAAUUUGAAGAACUAUGUUCAGAUUUGUUAGACAGUCUAAUUGCGUGCUUAAGUUCACUGGAUUACAACUCAUAAGCUUUGAGCACCAGUUGAAACUUCCUUGAGAGAUGCAAAGCUUUCCAAAGAUAUGGAUGUAAUUCAACUUGUAUCCCAGCUGUUUAGGAGCUGAAAAAUAUGGAUGAAGUUUUUGUUCUUGGGGCUGUAGUUCAGAAGGACUUGAAACUUUGGGUGGUGUCAACUUCACCAACUUCCAAAUCAGAGGUGUUCUCCACCGCAGCAGAUGGACAGACCAAUGAAGAGAUUAAUGUCUAUCAGGGUGAGAGAGAGUUUGUGAGGGACAACCAGUGCUAGCGCCAUGCCAAGUGAUGGGGUGGAUAGGAUGGUUAAAGAAGCUGAAAAUUUUGCAAAAGGAAGACAAGGAAAAGAGGGAUGCCAUAGACACAAGGAAUCUAGCUGACUCAGUUUUGUACCAAACUAGAAGCAACUAAAAGAGCUGGGAGACAAUGUUCUUAGCUAGACAAGGAGAAUGUAGAGGCUAAAGUGAAUGAGGUCAUGGAUGCCAUCUUUGGUGGUUCUACCCAAGCCAUUAAAGAUGCAAUGGCUGUCCUGAAUCAAGAAAUUAUGUAACUGCGGUAGUCAAUGUUAAUGUGAAUUUGAAUUGGUUCAGAACCUUAGGAACAAGUACAACGAGUCCAUGGCUUAGGGUAAUAUCAAUAACAUUCUGGUGACAACUACCCUCUAGGAAGCUGUUUUAUAUUCAGAAGCGCUGUGAUGGAUUUUACUUCAAGCACACUAUUUGGAUACAAAGAUAGGAUCAAUAAAAUGAAAAUAUAGAGUCUACUUGCCUGCUUAAGUUCACUGGAUUACAACUGCAAUUAACAUUCUCAUAGGCUUUGAGCACCAGUUGAAACUUCCUUAAGAGAUACAAAGCUUUACUUCAAAGAUAUCGAUGAGAAUGAAAGGAUGUGUAUAUAUUAGAGGCAUAUUCAGAACCAUAUGAACAAGUGCAACAAGUCAACAGCUAAGACUGGUGUUUUUUAGCUGGAGAAGUUAUUGACAUUGUGCUCUUGGAUGUCUCACCGUGGAAGGACUUGAAACUUUGGGUGGUGUAAUGACAAAGAUUAUCCCAAGGAACACAACUUCACCGACUUUCAAAUCAGCAGAGGUGUUCUCCAGCACAGCAGAUGGACAGAUCAGUGAAGAGAUUAAUGUCUAUCAGGGUGAAAGAGAGGUAUUUAUCUCUCUGAAAAAAGGGUGAGAGAGAGAUCAUGAGGGACAACAAAUCCCUUGGAAGCUUGUGCUUAAGACACCAAAACAGGUGCUAGCACCAUCACACCAUGGCAAGUGAUGAGGUGGAUAGGAUGGUUAAAGAAGCUGAAAAUUUUGCAAAAGGAAGACAAGGAAAAGAGGGAUGCUGUAGACACAAAGAAUCAAGCUGACUCAGUUUUGUACCAAACUAGAAGCAACUAAAAGAGCUGGAAGAAAAUGUUCCUAGCUAGACAAGGAGAAUGUAGAGGCUAAAAGGUCAUGGAUGCCAUCUCUGGUGGUUCUACCCAAGCCAUUAAAGAUGCAAUGGCUGUCCUGAAUCAGGAAAUUAUGUAACUGUGGUAGUCAAUGUUGAUGUUUAGCUUUUAUCGGAUUGACUUCUUUGCAUGGACGGCCACUAUUGUGUAGCCUUGAAUUAUGUUAUAGUUGAGAGAGAACUCUUUGAUAUAGAGUUA